UCAUUUUCAAGCUCAAAUUCCCAAAAUGCCCAAAUCCUCAGUAGCCAAAAACAAAUACGGAGAAGUCUCACAAUUCAUAGAACCUAUAAGCAAAGUCCCAAUCAUCGAUCGCAAAUUCCGAUCGCAAGUAGCAGCAUCCCAGAUUCGAGUAUCCAGUUUCUACCGACGGGAGUAACAGACGGAGCUGAAGAUCUGCCGGCGACGGCGCGACGCAACUGACUCGGUCGCCUGUACGACUCACAGAGUGCAAAGAAAUGGCGAUUAGUUACAUGAGAUCGCUCAAAAGUGUCACCUUCCCCAAAGAGAUAGCCAGAGUGAUUGGCUGCAGAACAUUUGCCGCUGGAGGAGGCAAAGCAAAGAAGGGAUCAAAAGGAGGCGGCGCGACAGAUGGCCCAAGAGUGUCUUCUCUCAGCAAGGAAGUGAAAUCAACAACAGUCGUUGGUGCGAAUAUUCUCAAGGAUGGAACAGACCCCAAGGUGUUGCCGGAUAGCGAGUACCCUGAGUGGCUAUGGCACUUGCUGGAUAAGAAACCAGCACUCAGUGAGCUAAGAAGGAAAGACUUGGAGUCGCUUCCGUACGAGGAACUCAAACGGUUUGUCAAGUUGGAUAACCGAGCAAGGAUCAAGGAGAACAAUUCUCUCAAGGCCAAGAACUGAGUGUUGUCGAAAAACCAGUCCUUGUAGAAGAAGAACAGCUUGGCUUUGAAAGACUUUGCUUCAGCAACCACCUGGUAUGACUAUCAUCAACUGGAAAAUGUCUCUCAUCUUAUUUAAAGCAAAAUUUAUUUUGCAUGUGGAUGGUCUUACAUCUAUCUUGAGCUUUCUUAAAGGUGAUACAUAUUGAACUAGUUCCAACAUAAUCUUGUUUAUUUAUUACUAAUAAGCUCCUCUUGGUCUG
This is a messenger RNA of Cuscuta campestris, 897 nucleotides long. NCBI's taxonomy places the organism in Eukaryota, Viridiplantae, Streptophyta, Magnoliopsida, Solanales, Convolvulaceae. The record is from the annotation of a GenBank genome assembly.